AUGUCGCAUCCCGAGGGCGAUGGGCCAGCCUCCCCUGCACCGUGGGAGGGCGAGGUGUCUAUCGACGCCAUUCCCGAAGACAGUGAUGCCGAACAGCAACAGCAGCAGCAGCAGAUCUAUGCACCGCCUGCCCAUAUCGCCGCUCGCUUCUACCGCAACCAGCUCACCCGGCGCAAGUCGUCCGCUGCCUCCUCCCGGAGGAAUUCGCUAUCCUCCGCCCAGUCGCAUAACUCCAGUCGUUCUCGCCGGGGGAGCACAGGAUGCCAGAGCACCUACAUCGCACAGCAUCUCCGCCGCGCAUCCAUCCUGGAAUCUCGCAAAGCCCGUUUGGCAGAUCGUGCUGCCCAUGCCGAACAGGUCAGGUUGCGUGCUGCGCUGGCGAAGGCCGCGCCCAGAGGCAGCAACACACAUGAGGAGCGCGCGCUUGCUGCCCAGCUGGCAAAGGAGAAAUACCUUGCAAAGGUCGCCGCAGCAUGCGCCGAAGAAGUCGCCCGCGCGAAGAGGAUCGCAGAGGAAGUGAAAGAGAGGAAGCUGGCAGAGGAAGCACGUGUUCGUCUAGAGAUGGAGGAGCGUCACGCCGAAGCAGAGAGGAGAAGAGCAGAAUAUCAACGCAAUCUUCAGGCCAGAAGAGCGCGUAGGGCAGACAGCGCAGACAAGAAGCUGGAAGUACUGGAAGAAGUUGCGGAUAUCGACGAGGACAUUGCAGCACAGAUCACCCAGCUGCAAGCUUUGGACGAAAAAGUCGCAGCAGGAAAGGUGCAGAAAGCGUGGCGUCUAUAUCAGCGACGUAAGCCUGUGCUGGCAUUCACGAGGCUUGGUCUCACUGCUCAGCGCGCUCAAGCGAGCAGCUUUGAGGACAUGACCGCCCUUGUCGCGGAUAACGAUGUCAUUUCCACCACUACCGGAAUGCUUAUGUAUCUGGGCCUGCAAGACGCCAACGAUGCGAACGCCGCUCUCAACACCAGAACAUUCCUCAGCUCCUACAUGAUUCUCGGCCAUCCAACCUCAGUCUUGGUCAACAAAGAUGGUGCCCAGGAGCAGGACUUGAUCGCAAAGGCGGCCGAUCUGACUAGUCAAUUCGAAGCUUCAGUCUCGCGGCUCGACGACUGGAAUGGCUUCAAGCCGAAUCCGAUGCAGCUCGAGACUCUGUCUCAAUCUUACACUGCUUUCACCUCCGCUUUCGCGGCCUGGCGACUCCAGGAUUCCAGUGUCCUCAUCGAAGGCAUGGUGGCUUCCUUUGUCGAGCUUGAUGCCAUCUGGCAGACCGUGAAAGACGACAGCCGCGGAGAGGUGUCCCGCGACUACCGUGAAGGCAUCCGCGACAACCAAGUCAUGCUGCUGAGUAGGAUUCGAAAACUCGCCGGACCAGACCGCGCGGAUAUGCUCAUCAAGAAGGCCAUCAAGGAGAGCCGUCGUCGGCGCCCUAAGAAGCGACCAGCCGCGGAGGUCAGGCCGCGAGGUGUCGAGCAUGUCUCGGAUAGUGCCUCUUCUGAGCAGGUGGUUGAGGAAGCGGCUAUUGCUACCUCGCCUGUAGGCUCAGGCGAGAUCAACAAGCUCUUUACCGCCAUGCCCAGCAAUCGUGUCUUGACCCACGAGCUCGCAAUCGACAAGGACUACAAGCUCGAGGAUAGGAACAGCGAGCUUCGCGAUCAACUCUACCGGACGAUCUGUGACAGUAUGAAGGCCGGAUUUAAAUCUGGUGAUGGCGCUCUGUGGACCGUGUCUGCAGCUGAAAACAUUCGGGAGAAGCUACUGCGGAUGCUAAAGCCUGGUAAUAACAUGCAUACGAUGAUCGCUGAAGCUUUGGAUCUCGAGAGCAUCAAUCGACAGUGCCAGCAGGGCGUAUUCUCCUACUCUGGCUUCUUUGAAUUCAUGGCCAGUGUGUUGCCGAAGCUUUGUGCUCCUUUCCGCGACCAGGAGGUGAAGAACCUGGCAGAAGUUCUGCGAUCGAAUGAGAAUGGUGACGAGCUAUCGGAGAUGACUGAGAAGCUUUUCAAGUUGCUGCGAACGGUGGAUCUCCUUAGCUUGGAUUACACCAACUUCAUGAUCAUGAACGCCUCGCCGACCCUAAUCAAAGAGGCUGCAGGAUACGAAUAUCGACUGUUCUCGAAGGAGCUGGAUGCUGGCAUGACAAGCCUGGUUCACACGAAGCGAUGGUGGUCAGAUUCACAAACCACUUUAAAUGCCGAAGCAGAUCGACGUGAUCCCGAAGGCAGCCGUAAUCCAAGCGAUCGGCCCACACCUCACAAGAUUUACACUAAUGCGUUAGUAGACUUGGCCAUCAGCCAGAAUGAUAUUAACUCGGAGCAAAUCCCUGAGACCCUGCUAUUGGAUUUCAGGAGGCUACAGGACAUUCGUGCCAAAGCGAUCCGAGUUGCCGUCAUCGGUGCCAUUUUCCUGAACACCAAGAACCUCUUGAAGAGGGAUACGCGCAGCCAGUGGAAGAACCAGGCCGGUCGGAUGUGGCAGCUACUCAGUACAGAAAGCUAUGAUAACGCACAAGGCGAUGUCACCACGGCGCAGAAAGCUUUCUCAAUCUUGGAGACGGCUCAUAACAUGCCACCUUCCACGAAGCAGUCAGUGUCCUCGACCAUCGAACGAUACUUCUCGCAGGCAGCGGAAGCCAUGGCACCUCAUGCUGGCCCUGGGGUCAAGUUUACCGAUCCUGUCCUGAAGGUCCUCUUCCAGCGACUCAGGGGCCAUAUAAUGUCCAGACUGCUUGCAGAAAGCUCUGCAGACCGUGUCCGGGCUGCUUCUUCAGCUUCCGAAAAGCUGGCCGCCAGUGGAAUGGCCGAAUUCACGGCGCAUGUUGCUGGUAUCGUGGACCUACUGGACAGGAUCCGAGUGGUUGAUUGGGAGAGUCAUGGAGUUUGGUACCAACAGAUCGUUCGGGAGUUGGGCUCGGAUUAG
Molecule: messenger RNA, 2910 nt
Organism: Lecanosticta acicola
Lineage: Eukaryota; Fungi; Ascomycota; Dothideomycetes; Mycosphaerellales; Mycosphaerellaceae
Source: the annotation of a GenBank genome assembly